GCUUCUCUUGGUUAAGGGUAGUACCUGAACACCCCUGCUCUGUGCUAGACUCAGAGCCAGCAGCUUUGAUAUCUGUUAUCUUCCAAACAUCCUAAAAGACCAGGAAAAUAAUAAUCACCACCCAUGAUCUGUAAGCCACUAUUUAUGGUGCAUUAGUCAUGUAUAUAUCAGGUACUAUGCUAAGCCCUUUGUGUUAUGUAACACAUCAAUUAAUGCUACGGGGUAAGUUCUAUCCUUAAAUGAGGAAACUGAGACACAGAGAGGUUAAGCAACUUGCCCAAGGACACAUAGCUAGUAAUUGGCACAGCCAAGACCCAAGCCUUGGCUGCCUCUCUACACUAGGCACCCAUUCUAAAGGUGGGGAGACUGAGGCUCAGAAGGAGGCAGGAGGUGCACUCAUCCAGAGUCUAUGGCUGUGAGUGGAGAAUCCAAAAUUCAAACCCAGGGCUCACUGGCACCACAGCAUGUAGGCCUAACUCUGCCCUGUUGCAUCCUGUAGAGUCCUCUGUCAGCCACAGAUGCUGGCACCUUCCAUAGGCGCCCGGGCUCCCCUGAACCCUGGGGCCAGCGGGCGUCACUCUCCAACUUACAAGCUUCACGUCUAGCUCAGGCCUGUCCCUGGCUGCCAGCCCGGGCCCAGCCCUGGCACAGUACUAGGUGGGCUCUCCCCAGGACUGACCUGUCACACUGAGUCAGCUCCUCAGCCCAGGGACCCAAGGGCCACAUCCCAGAAUUCCCUCUGUCACCCAUUUACUUUCCAUGUGACCUCAGAUAAGCAGCCCUCAAUUCCCCAAUCCCCAGACACGCCCCCGCCACUGCCCCAUCCCCAUAGCUGCCCUGGGUUCCGGGUUUCCCCAUCUACCAGGAUGCCUCCGGGACAGGCUCCUGGCUGGCUCCCCAUCUGCCCCAGGUUUUUCUUGCAAGGCCGUGAGCGCCCCCUGUCGCCAUCCAUCUGCCUCCUCUCCUCUCCAGCUCGGCUGCAUCCUAGGGUACAACUGGUCCUGGCUGGGGAGACCCAGAGCAUUUGACAGACCCUCCACACCCUUUGCCCAACACCUGCUUGAACUGCAGUGACACUGAAGAACAUUCUGGCUAAAAUGCUCUGCAUACUCACCAUGAGCUCACACCACCUGCCUUAAGAGCUUUAUGUGAAUGAACCCGUGUAAUCCUCCCAGCCACCCUGUGAGCUAGAUUCAUUCUUGUCCCCACUGGACAGAUGGGGAAACUGAGUCACGGUGUGGGGGCCUCUUCCAUUUCUGGUCAGCCAUCUUUUUUCUCCUCCGAAUCGUGCUGAGGUGUGACAGGAGCGGGGGCUUCGAGGCAUGGGUGUCUCAAUGACGUCUUUCCUGCUCUCUCAGCAUGGCUCCUGGUGCUGGCUGCUUCUUCCUCUUUCACUCCCUUCAAAGCCAGUUCUACCCUAGACCUUGGGCCAGAGUAGUUGCUGCAGAUGUCCAGCAUCUUUUCUGGUCCUCGUGAAUCCCAGGAGACCGUCCGCUUUUUUCAUGGUGUUUGUCCAAGAAUCACCUUCAUGGUGAAAACCACCUCUCGGACACACACAGCAUGUAAUAGUCUAUAGAGUGCUUUUCUGCUGAUGAUCUCUGUUGAGUUUGCCGACACCCAGCAGAUGGUGGUGGUGAUGGUGGUGGUUACUCCUAGGAAGACUAACCUUUAUCCAGAACUCACGUGCCAGACGCGCUGUUAAGCUACUUAAAUGGAUUAGCUCUUCCAAUCCCCAUAGUAACCCUUUGCUGCUUAUUUUACAAAUGAGGAAACUUGCCGAGGGUCACGCAGCCAUUGAGAGGUGGCAGCAAGAUUCAAAUUUAAGCAACAUAACCCCAGGAGUAAGGGAGGUAUUGUCCCUUGCACAGAGAACCUUGGAAUCCAAAGGCACCAGAACCCAAGGGUCUCACGCAUGCUCUGCCACUGACUUCCAUGUGUGGUUGGGAAGUCUCCUGCUCUCUCUGAGCCUCAGUUUCCCCAUCUAUAGAUCGAGAAGUUUGAGCUAGACAACUUGUAAGGCUCUUCUGAGCAUUGGCAAAUGUCCGGGGGACUCUAGGAUUCUCCAGGACCCACCAGAGACCAUUCUGUAAGGGAUCCACAAGUUCACUACCCCAGGCUGUGGGGGCUCUGGGUGGUCCCUGGAGCCGGAGCCCCUGAGGUGCCAGGCUGGGACCUCUCUCUGAAAACCAGCCCAGCCACCUGGAACAGGCUGCCUGCCUCGGAGAGAGGAAAGCAGGUGGCCAGGGAUGACAAGGAGGAAGGGGGAUCCUGGACCGGGGUCUGCAGAAGGGUCAUCAGGGCAGCACCCCAUCUCCCUGCCAGGCUGUGCUCGGAGUCCGAGAAUCUCAGUGGGGAGGGAUCUCACACACCAACCUGUCUGACCCCCUCCUGGUGCCCAGAUCUGCUCUGCGCUGGCCCACACCUCAGCUUGGAGUGUCCCUCCCUUAUCCAUGCCAUCUCUGGACCCCUCUUCACUGGGGAGUCUCCCCCCCCGCCCCCUAGCUGAGCUAGAAACCACCCCAAGAGGCCCCUGCACCUCCUAUGCCCAGAGCCCAGGCUCCAGCUUCACGCCCUCUGCACCCUGAUCUUUCUCCUGGACCCGCACCAGUUUAUCAGCACUCCUUGUAAAGUGUGGUGCUGGGAAACAGAACUGGCAGAGACACGCUCCCCUUCUCCUAGCCUGCUCCCCCGCCCAGCCCUUCCUCCUGUCCAUGACUUCAUCCCCUUUCCCACGGGUCUCUCUGAACGGUCCCAGCUCAGCCACUUGCAGACUGGCCACGAGCCCUGCCGGGCCCGCCAGCCCCGAUGGAGGUGACCUUCUGACAGGCGCCACCCUGUUCCUCUGUGGCCACUGGUCAUGCCGCCCCCCUCACCCCUGCUCUGCCCACAACCUGGCUCAGCCCAGCCUGCCAGGAUGUGGCCUGGAUGUGGCAGGUGCUGUGUCAGUGUUAACUGCUGUCCACUGGACAGAGGAAGUGCUCUGCCGCAGGCGAGAAUGAGAGCCAUGCAGAGCAGACAGCAAUGGAGAUGGUGUUGGCAAUAGAGACUGACCGCAAGAUGGAACCAAGCAGUACAGUUGGAUUAUGUCUUUAAAGCUUCAUGUACUGCUAACUAGCUUCUUUGCUUUGGAUUGGCUGUCCCACUGCUCGGAGCCUGGUACAGGGCAACAGAAACUGUGACCUCUGCCUUAUUAUUAUUAUUGUAAGCUGUUUUCAUGUAAGCAAGGGUUGAAAAUGCAACUCAGAAAAAUGGAGUUGGUUCUAAGAGGCAGGAUUGGGUGAAUUGUUUUCCUUUUUUAAAAUUUCCUUCAGCGUCUUAAGACUUUUGUCCUCCCCGUGUGUCAGUGUUGGAGAGAAAGAGCCUGAGUCUCACAAAGCUGCUCCCUUCCUGUGAACUCCAGGGGGUGGGAGUAGUCAGGGUUCUGCGUUGCCUCUGAGCAAGUUUCUCCCUGGCCCGAGUACCAUGUCGGGGGUAUUUCCUGCACCAGCCAGGCCAUGACACCCUGACCCUUUUGGUGGCUCAGGGAACAAUCGGGGCAACCCAGGGGCUGCUUGGUGUGGACAUCCAAAUGGAGCCCUGAGGUUUAGCGCCUCUGAUGGGCUGAGGGACUAAUUUAUUCUCUCUCUCUCUCCUCUCCUCAUGCCCUUCCAACCUAGGGGGACAGGGGUGACCCUGGGCCUGAUGGUGAACAUGGCGACAAAGGCCAAGAGGGACUGAUGGGCGAGGAUGGGGCCCCCGGCCCCCCUGGCAUCACUGGCAUCCGGGGUCCUGAAGGAAAACCGGGGAAGCAAGGCGAGAAGGGCCGGACCGGAGCCAAGGGUGCCAAGGGCUACCAAGGACAGCUGGGUGAGAUGGGUGUCCCUGGAGACCCUGGACCCCCUGGCACCCCAGGCCCUAAAGGGUCCCGGGGCAGCCUGGGACCAACGGGUGCUCCCGGACGGAUGGGGGCCCAAGGAGAGCCCGGACUGGCUGGUUACCAUGGACACAAAGGCAUCAUGGGCCCCCUCGGACCUCCUGGACCAAAGGGUGAAAAGGGGGAGCAGGGUGAGGAUGGCAAGGCCGAGGGGCCCCCUGGGCCACCGGGAGAUCGGGGCCCUGUGGGUGAUCGAGGGGACCGCGGGGAGCCAGGGGACCCUGGAUACCCCGGACAGGAGGGUGUGCCAGGCCUCCGUGGAGAUCCAGGCCAGCAGGGCCUACCAGGGCAUCCAGGACCCCGGGGACAGCCGGGACCCAAAGGAUCAAAAGGGGAAGAGGGACCAAAGGGAAAGCAAGGCAAGGCUGGGGCACCAGGACGAAGGGGGAUUCAGGGCCUGCAGGGGCUGCCAGGGCCUCGGGGCGUGGUGGGGAGACAGGGCCCCGAGGGUGUCGCGGGACCAGAUGGGUUUCCUGGCAGGGAUGGGCAAGCAGGACAGCAGGGGGAGCAGGGAGACGAUGGGGACCCUGGCCCCACGGGCCCUGCUGGGAAGAGAGGAAAUCCAGGUGUGGCCGGCUUGCCUGGAGCACAGGGGCCCCCAGGAUUCAAGGGUGAAAGUGGGUUACCUGGGCAGCUGGGUCCUCCUGGCAAACGAGGGACAGCGGGUGGAACUGGGCUUCCUGGGAGCCAGGGGGAGCCUGGAUCCAAAGGCCAGCCGGGUGACUCUGGCGAGAUGGGCUUCCCCGGAAUGGCUGGCCUCUUCGGACCCAAGGGCCCCCCUGGAGACAUUGGCUUGAAAGGCAUCCAGGGCCCUCGGGGGCCCCCUGGCUUGAUGGGAAAGGAAGGCAUCAUUGGGCCCCUCGGAAUCCUGGGACCUUCGGGACGCCCGGGUCCAAAGGGUGACAAAGGCAGCCGAGGGGACUGGGGAUUGCAAGGUCCGAGGGGUCCUCCUGGUCCCAGAGGGCGGCCUGGCCCACCGGGUCCGCCAGGGAGCCGUAUCCACUUUCAGCAAGAUGACCUGGGAGCAGCUUUCCAGACGUGGAUGGACACAAAUGGAGCACUGAAAGCAGAGGGUUACAACCAUCCAGACCGGCUGGUGCUGGACCAGGGAGGGGAGAUCUUUAAAACCUUACACUACCUCAGCAACCUCAUCCAGAGCAUUAAGACGCCCCUGGGCACCAAAGAGAACCCCGCCCGGGUCUGCCGGGACCUCAUGGAUUGUGAGCAGAAGAUGGUGGAUGGCACCUACUGGGUGGAUCCAAACCUUGGCUGCUCGUCCGACACCAUCGAAGUUUCCUGCAACUUCACCCAUGGUGGACAAACGUGUCUCAAGCCCAUCACGGCCUCCAAGGUCGAGUUUGCUGUCAGCCGGGUCCAGAUGAAUUUUCUGCACUUGCUAAGCUCUGAGGUGACACAGCAUAUCACCAUUCACUGCCUUAACAUGACCGUGUGGCAGGAGGGCACUGGCCAGACCCCGGCCAAGCGGGCUGUGCGCUUCCGGGCCUGGAAUGGGCAGAUCUUUGAAGCAGGGGGUCAGUUCCGGCCAGAAGUAUCAAUGGAUGGCUGCAAGGUCCAGGAUGGGCGCUGGCAUCAGACGCUUUUCACCUUCCGGACCCAGGACCCCCAGCAGCUGCCCAUCAUCAGCGUGGACAACCUCCCUCCUGCCUCAUCAGGGAAGCAGUACCGCCUCGAAGUUGGACCUGCGUGCUUCCUCUGACCUCUGACCUCCUGGCUCCUCUAGGCCUCGAGGGGGAGGGAGAAGGAGGGGACCUAGGGGCACAUGGGCCCAGGAGAGGCAGCUCACCUGCCCAAGGAUCCUUGGGUAGGCCCCAGCUGUUGUCUGCCCGGUAGAAGUGGCCGGGGGGGGGGGAGGGGUGGCAGGGAACUGGGUAUCCUUGGGACCAACUGAUCCCAGCCCCAAAGACCAACCAAAGAGCCAGCCAGAGCAAGCUGGGCCUGCAAGCUGCCUGAGCCCCGCGGCCUGUCUCCCAGCCCCGCGGCCAACCCCUGUCCUCCCCAGCUUCCUGCCCAAAGAGCCCCAUGUUCCAGCCAGCUUGAGGGGAGGGGGCAUCUCUCCAGCUGGUCCCUGCCAGGGAGCUUUGAUGUGCAAUAUUAGAGAGGAGACAUGAAAAAGGAGAAAAGGAAAGAAAGAAGUAUAUAUAUUUUAUUUAAACAAACACAAAGAAGGUGCAUUACUAUUUCUUCACCCGGGAAAGAGGUGGGAGAAGAACCAGCCAGAGGGUGGGAAGCGGUGGAGGCCGGGAGGGGGUGGCGCGACCCUCGGGGCUGGGGCCCCCGUGCUAGCUACCUCCCACUGUGAAAUCGCUGGUGCUCGCAACUGUCUCGUAGUGUAUGUGAUUUUUUUUAAGGAAAAAAAAAAAAGCCUAUUUAAGAUUCUGAAGGUGCUACCAUUUUUGCCACAGACUUUGAAGAACCAUUUUGAUGUGGGGUAUCAUCCACAUUUUGCUCUCUCCUCCAAAUGAGAAAGUUGGGGGAAUCUAAAAAUGUUCCUAGUAUCACCCUUUUGCUCAUCAGGUAAUCGACUAAGUGGGGGGAGGGGAAGGAAAAAGGAAAAAAAAAUGCGAAGCCGAAAAAAAAAAAAAGAAGAAAAAAAAAAACCUGCCAGAAACAGAAGCAGGAAGAUUUACCUUUUAAUUUAUGGACUUUGAAAUAUUUGUCCUCUUAAGGCAGGAGGAGGCCUGAGCGUGAAGGAUUUUGGCCUUGGCCUCUCAUGGCCCUGGAGGGAAAUUAGGCUUAUCUUGGAAGGUGGGAUCUAGACUGGAGAGUCAUGGGAGAAGACCUGACCUUGAAGAAACCAGUUGUAAGAGCCGUGUUGGGUCAGUGCUGGCCUUGGAGGUGGAAUAUCAAUUUGGAGCCAUCUUACAAGGCCCCAUACCAUUCCCUAAGAUCCUCCCUUCCAGGAACUUGUCCCUUCCAAGAUGUGGCCAUCACUCUUGCUUUUCCAUCGUCAUUAAAUUUUCUAGAAACCUGGCGUCAUUAGCUCCAAGUAUAAAUGUGGGCUGAGGAGAAAGAAUAAAUAUGGGGAUCUCGGGGUUCAGUGUGAUGGGGAGAUUCAGUGUCAUCUGAGUUGUCCUCUAUCAGAGAACAAGUCAGCGCCCAGGUUGGAUUUUGAGGUUAUUUUAAGUAUGGAAUUAUUUUUCUAGAAGGGGAAAUUUUAUGUGAACGUCUAUCUGUGUCUUGUUUUUUUUUUUUUUUUUUACCUAAAGUUGUGUAUCUUUGGGAAUUGGAUUUGAUUUUUAUUAUUUAAUACCUCAGUCCGGCCCACCUUCCCCACCAGACACUUCUGUAUGCCUCGCCAUCCCGCCCCAGCAAAGACGCUCCCCGCGGAAGUGUGUUGUAGCAGCUCGGGCCUCAUCUCAGCCCUCGCUCCCCCCCCCCCCCCCACCCCCCGGCCAGUCUCCACCUGGCCUCUGUCUCGUUCUUGGAAUUUUCUGCUGUCCUCGUUUAUGUCUGUCCACAUGUCAGUGUGUUAAAACCCCAGUGGGUUCUGUUUCUCCUUUUCCCUUCUGGAUUUUAAAUAAAUAUUUAAAACUGA
Leptonychotes weddellii (Weddell seal) is the source of this 7469-nucleotide messenger RNA. The record is from RefSeq and is a predicted model, not a curated record. Lineage: Eukaryota; Metazoa; Chordata; Mammalia; Carnivora; Phocidae.